UUAUAUUUUGUAAACUCAAAAAAAGAGAGAGAGAGAAGAAGAUACUCAUACUAUUCUUCCACAACUCCAUAAAGCCAAUAGGUCCACAAUCCACUUCCACCUUUCUUUUUAAAUCUUAUAACCUCCAAAAACCUACCAAAAAAUCCAAAAUAAUAAAAUAAAAAAUGCCUACCGGAGAAAAUUCCGACCAUAUUUCCCAAGAACCAAAUAACCUAUUUCUUCUUGCUAAAAUUAUCUUCAAUUCCUUCAAAAUUUUCUUUUCCACCAAAAAAAUUUCAUUUUAUAUUUUCUUUUUCCUUUCCUUUCCACUCUCUUUUUUCCUCUUCUUAUUGUCCUUCCUCACUUUCCCUUUAAAAAAUAGAAUUCAACAUCUUGAAGAGAUCUCACUAUUUUCCUCUAUACAAGUUGAGUCCAAACAUUUAUUGGAAGAAGCAAAUAAAGAAGCUAAGUCUUUGCUAUUCUUGAAACUUUUAUUUUUCUUUCCUACUUUCUUACUCUCCUUUUUUACCGUGGUCGCUACGGUAAAUAUCGCGUUUUCCAUAUGUUCGAAUGGAAAACCGACCGUUAUGAAGGUUUUUACCACGGUAAAAGCUGUUUGGAUACGUGUCUUGGUUACUACGACGUGCAUUUACGCGACCAUGCUAGCGUGUACGGUCAUGCCCGGGAUGCUCGUGGCAUUUCUCGAGACCCGCCCGUUUGUUCGGGUGGUUAUUGAGAUUCUCGGGUCGGGUUUGGAGCUCCAUUUGAUGGGGGUUAUGAGCUUGGCCCUCGUGGUGUCGAUUAACGAAGGGAUGUACGGGUUCGACGCGAUCCGGUUCGGGUCGGGUUUGAUGGAGGGAAAAUGGGUAUGUGGUUGGGUUUUGUCCGGGUUGUUUGUUUUGUUUUCGGGUUUUAUUCGUGACACUAUGGAGAUGGCCAUGGCGAUGGCGAUGGAUGGUUCGGAUUUCGAGAGGGUUGAAUCAACGGUUGUGAUUAAUUUGUUGUGGGAUAAUGUGGUUUGGAUUUUAUUGUAUGCUUUGGUGGUUCAAUGGAGCUGUGUUGCUACAACUGUUUUUUACUUUGAUCUCAAAAAAAGAGAUUCCAUAAAAAGUGAUAGAGAUAGUGAGAUUAGUUUAGUUUAAAAAUACAUAUAUAUUUCGUUUGUGUAAUUGUCGUAUGUAGUAUUAUUGUAGUUCGUAAAAUAUGUAGGAUUUAUAUUUACAACAUAAAUAAGUCGGAUAGUGAAUUCAAAUUUUAUGAAUUCGAGAAUUCAAAAGUCUAUCACAGUUCAUUUAAUUUAUCAAGUUCGAGAUAUAAGAUGCAACUAUUUUAUAGACAAGGAUCAGAACAAACGAUUCCACGUUGAACUCUUGAUCUGCUCAUUUCAACCUCAGAGGAUUGAGCUUCUUAGGAGCACCACACUUCGAUUGAACAACGAAUUUCAAUGAUGAAGAUAAAAGCCAAAUUUUCUUUUUCACUCGAAAGAGGAAUGAAUGUAUACUUGUUUAUUGAAUAUUUCAAUAUUUGUACAAGGUCGGAAUGAAUGUAUACUUGUUUAUUGAAUAAAAGGGCAGUCCGGUGCACUAAAGCUUUCGCUAUGCGCAGGGUUUGGAGAAGGAUACUUGUUU
Solanum dulcamara is the source of this 1607-nucleotide messenger RNA. RefSeq lists its product as uncharacterized. The transcript has a single exon. Bases 165 to 1121 code for a protein of 318 amino acids. NCBI's taxonomy places the organism in Eukaryota, Viridiplantae, Streptophyta, Magnoliopsida, Solanales, Solanaceae. The record is from RefSeq and is a predicted model, not a curated record.